AUGUGGGCUGCAGACUCUAUGUGCUCUGCAGGAAUAAUGACACUUCCAGUUGCCACCCAAUACGAUGCUGGCACUUUCUGGCCGGUAAAGGCUUGUAGUUCUUCAACCGUAUGGCGCGCUGCAUGCUCGAGGAACCGCCGAACAACCUCAAGUCCGCUAUGGUACGAGAAAUGCGCAGCAGGCUCUGUUUUGACAGGCUUCUUGCCGAGAUACUACUCAAAAGAGUAUUGUGUUAGCAUUGCGUGGCCGAAGAUUCAGAGCUUCAAGGGACUUACAUGCGUUACGCCGGUAGAAACGGCAGUAAAGGAGGCAUGGAAAGCCACCGAAAGGAUGUUGAAUGGCAUUUCUAGGAACAAUCCAAUCACCAACAGUGAAUAUCAAGCCAUUGGAUAG
Trichophyton rubrum CBS 118892 is the source of this 393-nucleotide messenger RNA. RefSeq lists its product as uncharacterized. Lineage: Eukaryota; Fungi; Ascomycota; Eurotiomycetes; Onygenales; Arthrodermataceae. The record is from RefSeq and is a predicted model, not a curated record. The coding region runs from base 1 to 393 and encodes 130 amino acids. The transcript has a single exon.